UUACCUUGCAGCUCCCACCAAUGAUAGUUGACUUAACACUAAGAUUAACAUAAUUUAUUUUCUGUAUUUCCUUCUUAAAUCAAUUCAGGUAUAAUUUAUUUAACCUAGUAGAUCAUUUCCACAGUAGGGGUCUUUAUCGGUCCAUCUUUCUAAGCAUAAUGGAAGGGGAGGAAUCCCUGAGACGGUUUUCUCCAGAAGUAAUGGUUCAAGAUCCAAACAUUGGAAAUGUCAAUUCUCUACUACCUCCUGUAGUGCUUUUUCAUGGGACUGGGGAUUAUUCAAUACCAUCAGAUGCCAGUAAAUCAUUUGCUGAAACUCUUAAAAGAGUUGGAGUGACGGCUGAAGCAAUUAUGUACGAUGGGAAGACUCAUACAGAUGUGUUUCUACAGGAUCCGAUGAGAGGUGGAAAAGAUGACAUGUUUGAAGAUUUAGUAGGAUAUAUCCACGCUGGUGAUGCUGAGGCCCGUGCCAGAGAUGCAGAGGCUCCUCCAAGGAGACGCCUUGUGCCUGAAUGCAUGUUAAAACUCGCUCAUAGCGUUAGUCCAUUCUAGUCUCCAACUAACAUUCUUUCUCCAUUUUAUUAUUUUUCUUUGUACAUAAUCUCAUUCACCUCCUAAAUUAAUUUUCAACAUUCCAUUCUAUUA
Molecule: messenger RNA, 644 nt
Organism: Vigna angularis (adzuki bean)
Lineage: Eukaryota; Viridiplantae; Streptophyta; Magnoliopsida; Fabales; Fabaceae
Product: isoprenylcysteine alpha-carbonyl methylesterase ICME-like
Exons: 4
Coding region: 159-551 (130 amino acids)
Source: RefSeq, a predicted model, not a curated record